Molecule: messenger RNA, 948 nt
Organism: Talaromyces proteolyticus
Lineage: Eukaryota; Fungi; Ascomycota; Eurotiomycetes; Eurotiales; Trichocomaceae
Exons: 2
Coding region: 1-948 (315 amino acids)
Source: RefSeq, a predicted model, not a curated record
AUGACUCUCCAAAGCUCUGCAUCCAGUUCUCUACGAACUCCUCCCAACAUGCAGAAACAGCUACCCAGCCGCCCUACAGAUUUUAUCCUCGUCGAGCCCGACGAAGGACUCUGUACCAGAGGCGACAAGGAGCUGGAUGCAUACUGUCUGCCUGGCCCAAAUCAAGCGAUUCUUCGGUCUUGGAAAGAAGACGAGCCAUUCGUCAUGCACGCCGAUUAUCCAUAUCUCGACAGAACUCCCUUUACUUGUUUCACCUGUGAUGAUUUUAUCGUCUUCGUCUCAAAAACCAAAGUCUUGAUGGCACGGCUGAGAAUGGACAGUAUUUUCAACGGCGACAUCGAAGAAGCCAAGCGCCUUGGAAGCAUAGCAAAGAGCUGCCUUGACUGGAGAGAACCGGUAGAAUGUUACAUUUUAACGCCAGAGCUCGGCGGAGCAAAGGGUCCUGAGGCACAGGACUUGAAAACCGCUUUUUCUCGUCAAAUGCUCGCAGCAGAUGCUGAAAACCAUUACAUCUCUUACAUCAAACGCUGGGGCAGCCGGUUUCGCCAAUGCGAGCUGGAGCUUUUCUUCUGGAAAAAAUGGGACAUGGCACCGCGUAUCCACCUCACUGUCGUGGCUUAUCAACCCUUUUACGACCCCAAUGUUGCUCAAUCUUCCUGUGUGGUUAUCACAAAUGGAAAGGCAAGAGAGAUAUUAAAUAUGGAAGAACUGGGAGACGACACUACAGAAUCCGUGUAUGUUUCGCGCCAACAUGAAACAGAUGGCAUUUUUCGCAACGUCACAACGAAAGUUGGUGAAUAUGGACCAUGGAAGGCGAUAACAAUUCCUUCCAGAUAUACAGAUGUAUCGUUAUUUACGGUUGGAUUUCGGGGAAAACAAAGAAAUGAGGGCUUUACUGAAUACUGGAAGUCGCCCUCUCGAAAAUUUGGCUUGGUAUACAAUUCGUAA